AUGUCGUCCUCCAUUCCAUCUCUUCCCACGUCGUCCCUCACAUCUAUCAUAGAAUCGUUUGGUGCGACCAGCACGAAGUCACCUUGGGGUAAAGAGACUGUGACCAGCGUCAUAUCUGAGUGGGUUUCAUCGUACAUCGCACCCACCCCCGCGGCAACACCUCCACCUAUUCUUAUAAAAGUGGUGUGGGAUCACUUAUUUCCGUCGCUUGCACCCAGCGUCACUGCAUUCGCCAACGCAUCCGUUCCACUGGAAUUCCACAACAUUACCGAAACACGCAUCAAGGCCUCGAUCGUCGACACCGCGAUGAGCAAGUCACUCUUCAUGCGCUUCUGGUACCAACUGUGGUACGACAUCGCAACGCUCUUCCACAACCGCGGCGAGCUCUUCUGGGCUAGCUUCGUCCUAUCUGCUGUCAUCGUCCUCUACGUCGCCUACAUCGCUACCAAAAGCCGCCUCUUUUCCGCCUACUUUAAGCACCGAUAUGACGAUGCCCUUGCCCGCCACAUGUACCCCCGCCUCUGGGACACCAGCCACCACUGGGUGCUCUCUUCACUCAUCUCGCUCUGGCUCCGCGAUCGCAUUCCGGGCGACGGGCCGUGGAAACGCAACAACGCUGCUUCGCUCCGCGCCAAAGCCGACAAGUCGGCUUUACAGGGACUCGUGCGUAUGGGGAUCUACCCUUUGUUCAUCCAAGACGGCGGCUUCGGCACAGUCGAGGAGAAAAAGGGAGGCCUGGGCCCCUGGGGUGGAUGGAGCUGGGGAUUGUACAAGCAGAGUAAGAGGCGUGCGGUGUUUGAGUUUGUGGUGCCUAGGGCGAGGGGGUGGAUGUUGGACGAGGAAGAGGUUACGGAUCCGGCUGAGCAAGAGCGAAGGAGGGUGGACGAGAAGUACUUUGACUUCGUCUCCUUGCUGUGCAACGGCACGAGGCUGAGACGGGCGGGGAGGUGGAGAGUUGCUGUCUCGGGACAGACAUGGUCUCUGCCUCAGAAAGUGGGCGACCCCAAAAGAUUGGUGCAGAGGAACUUUACGUCGAAGUUUGGGCCAGAUCAUAGUGUGCCAAGCGAGGCUGGAGCAAUGUCUCGAUUCAAAGCGCUCCUGCCGUUCAAGGCCGAUCAAAUCCUGCGAGAAGAGGUGGAGAUCAAAGCUGGUUGGGAAAACGUCGAAAAUUGGGUGGAGCGCUGUAGACUGCUCACGAGCAUUCAUGUUCCUGUCGUACGGAUAGAAGCACCUGAUUCCGAGAAGAUUGAAUUGGACAAGGAGGUUCUUCUGAUUGCGAGAGAGGCGAACUUGGACAGAGAAUGGGACGAGGCAGUGGCUGUUUUUGAAUUGAGGAAAGCGUAUCGUGAGGUUGACCAGGAUCCUUUCGACUUCAAUCUGAAUGAUUGA
This is a messenger RNA of Didymosphaeria variabile, 1389 nucleotides long. RefSeq lists its product as uncharacterized. The record is from RefSeq and is a predicted model, not a curated record. NCBI's taxonomy places the organism in Eukaryota, Fungi, Ascomycota, Dothideomycetes, Pleosporales, Didymosphaeriaceae. Bases 1 to 1389 code for a protein of 462 amino acids. The transcript has a single exon.